AUCAAGUGAGCGACUAAUGAGGACUUCAUUUCUUGUAAAGUGGUCUUAUGCUUUGCUUACUUCCAAACAAUGAAGGGCUGGGUCAUCAACAAUAGGGGAUAAAGGGUAUUUUCAUGAUUGGUGACCUGCAAUUUUGGGGAUUUCUUCUAUUUCUUCAUGAUUAUGACAUCUGGAAAUUUUGUAACCCAGAGUUAGCCUGUGAAGAAAAUCAAUGAUACUUCAAGGAUGCCAUGUGAGGAAAACAAUAAGAAAACAAAAGGAAGGGCAUGAGAGUUUAGACUAUGAUCUGAAAUGAAGGGACGAGGUCAAAAUUUCACGUCAUUCACAAAUUUAUUUGCAUUGUUCAGCAUAACUUCCAAUAAUGCCUGUAUACAGUCAUACUUUUCUUUUGCUCAUUAAGUCACAUAAGUUCUCUACCUCAACACAUGGUGGAAAACUUACCAAGAGAGCGUGCAUUGGCCUUCUCAAAGCUUGCAAAUCAAUGUUCCACCUCAAGCAAAUCCAGGCUCAGAUGUUUCUGGCGGGUCUACAUGAAGACUUGGACACCCUCGGCAAACUUAUGGUCAUCUGUACUGACUCAUCUGUUGGGGACUUACACUAUGCAUGUAGAACCUUUAACUACCUUCAUAAGCCAUCCUUGUUUAUAUACAAUCUUAUGACCAAAGCCUUUGUGGAAAAGAGUAGUUUCAGAGAAGCCAUUUCCUUAUUUAGUCAACUGAGAAAAGAUGGUUUAUGGCCAGAUAAUUAUACAUAUCCAUUUGUCCUCAAGGCUAUUGGUUGUAUUGGACAGUUUAAUGAAGCUGUGAAGGUUCAUGGCUUCAUAGUGAAGACCGGGCUUGAGCUUGAUACUUAUGUUUGUAACUCACUAAUGAGAAUGUAUGCAGAAUUGGGUAAAGUAGAUAGUUUUGAAAAGUUAUUUGAAAAUAUGUCAGAGAAAGAUAAGGUUUCUUGGAAUAUCAUGAUUACAAGUUAUGUAAAGUGUAGGAGAUUCAAGGAUGCCAUUACUAUUUUUCAGCGGAUGCUAGAAGAAAGCAAUGAGAAGCCUGAUGAAGCUACGGUGGUAAGCACUCUAUCAGCCUGUACAGCAUUAAAAGAUUUGGAUCUUGGUAAGGAAAUUCACAGUUAUGUCUUGAGUGAAUUCCUUUUAACAACUAUAGUGGGCAAUGCAUUAGUGGACAUGUACUGCAAGUGUGGCUGCGUAAGUAUAGCUCAGGAAAUUUUUGAUGAGGUGCCUAUGAAAAAUGUGAUUUGUUGGACAAGUAUGAUAAAUGGGUAUGUGACUUGUGGUCAGCUGGAUGAAGCUCGAGAUUUGUUUGAGAAAAGUCCAACGAGGGAUAUUGUUCUUUGGACAACUAUGAUUAAUGGUUAUGUGCAAUUCAAUCGCUUUCAUGAGGCAGUUGCAUUAUUUCAAGAGAUGCAAAUGAGAAGAAUCAAACCAGAUAAAUUUAUUGUUGUUACUCUCCUUACAGGUUGUGCUCAGUUGGGAGCCCUGGAGCAAGGGAAAUGGAUUCAUGGUUACAUAGACGGGAACAAAGUGACAUUGGAUGCCGUGGUUGGUACUGCCCUAAUUGAAAUGUAUGCAAAAUGUGGUUGCAUAGAGAAAUCUUUGGAGAUUUUCUAUAGGUUAAGGGAAAGAGAUACAGCCACAUGGACUUCUAUUGUCUGUGGUCUUGCAUUGAAUGGUAAGACAAGCAAAGCCCUUGAGCUCUUUCAAGAAAUGAAAAAAUUUAGGGCUAGACCUGAUGACAUCACCUUUAUUGGUGUUUUAAGUGCUUGCAGUCAUGGGGGAUUGGUAGAAGAAGGGCGUAAGAUCUUUUAUUCCAUGAAGAGAACAUAUCAAAUUGAGCCCAAGGUGCAACACUAUGGGUGUUUCAUUGAUCUUCUUGGUCGAGCUGGACUGCUACAUGAAGCAGAAGAGUUAAUUAAGAAGUUGCCAGAUCAAAAAAAUGAGAUGAUAAUUCCACUUUAUGGAUCUCUGCUGAGUGCCUGCAGAUUUUAUGGCAAUAUUGAAAUGGGCGAAAGGAUUGCUCAACGACUGGUAAAUAUUGAAUAUAGUGAUUCCAGUUUGCAUACGCUUUUGGCUAACAUUUAUGCUUCUGCCGACAGAUGGGAAGAUGUGAGCAAGGUCAGAAACAAGAUGAAAGACUUGGGAAUCAGGAAAUUUCCUGGAUGUAGUGCUAUUGAGGUGAAUGGCAUUCUCCAUGAGUUUCUUGUUGGCGACCCAUCUCACCUUGAAAUAGGUCACCCUGAAAUAAGAGACACAUAUUCCAUGCUGGAUGCAAUAACUAAACCCUUGUUUGGUUCAGAAGUAAAUGAGAUGGAAACAGAAAUUUUAUGUCUAAUGAAUUCUUAACUGCGAAAUUGUGGUUGAGGAAUAUCAGUUUCCUGUCGAACUAAGGAUCAGGUCUAAGAGAUUGAAAAUGUUUCUCGCCAUUUUUUAUGGUACAGCCAACCUGCCACAAGCAUGGAACCAAUUUAAAAAUCCUCUCUGGGAGGAUGCAUGAAGUGUUGAAGAAUGAAGUCUUGGAUAAAAGUUUAAAUGCUAUUUGUGGAUGAGUUUUGGACUGAAUAUUUUCUGUACUGAUUUGUUGUUAGAUUAAUCUUCAAAACUUAUUGAAAAGACUCGUCUUUCAAACAUUGAUAAGCAUAUUCUAAUUAGUUUUGAUUCUUUGAAUCCACAUGCAGUUCUAACUAUUUAGGCAGUAACAUUUUAGUUCUCAGUCAUUUGUAUGAAUUGCUUGCUCUUCCCCCGUUAUCUUCUGCACAACAUAUUAUUCAAUUAAUUUUGUUUAGCCUGCGAUAUUAUAUUGUUCAAUAUCUGAUGUUUCAAUUUGUUUAAGCCAAAUUUAGUCUCCAGUUCUAAGUUUAACCAAUUUCAUCAUAUGUAGACUAGACCAAUCAAUCAACCUAUAAUAAUAAAUCAAAAUCAAUGAUCAGCC
Neltuma alba is the source of this 2939-nucleotide messenger RNA. RefSeq names its product pentatricopeptide repeat-containing protein At1g31430. Gene Ontology annotation, molecular function: protein binding; RNA binding. Bases 362 to 2353 code for a protein of 663 amino acids. Gene Ontology annotation, biological process: RNA modification. The transcript is spliced from 2 exons. The record is from RefSeq and is a predicted model, not a curated record. NCBI's taxonomy places the organism in Eukaryota, Viridiplantae, Streptophyta, Magnoliopsida, Fabales, Fabaceae.